AUGAAGCUAGGCAGCUUGCUCUUCCGCAUCCUCACGCAUAACAUCCGCUAUGCAACAACCUCGCCCUCGGCCGGCGAGCAGCCAUGGAGCGUCCGCGCGCCUCACAUCGUCAACGAGCUCGACUACCACAGCCGGCUGAACCCAGAGAGCUUCGUCUGUCUCCAGGAGGCGUUGCACAACCAGGUCAACGACGUCCUGGCCGGCCUCAACGCUCGCCCGCACGCCCAGGCCGAUGAAUGGGCCUUCUACGGCGUGGGCAGAGACGACGGCAAGCAGGCCGGAGAGUACUCGCCCAUCUUCUACCGCCCGGCCGUCUGGACGCUGCAGGAGAAGGAGACCGUCUGGCUGUCCGAGACGCCCUCUGUCCCCUCCAAGGGCUGGGACGCUGCCUCGAUCCGCAUCGUCACCAUCGGCGUCUUCAACCACAGGGCCUCCAACACCACCGUGCUCGCCAUGAACACCCAUCUCGACGACCAGGGCAGCAAGUCCCGCCUCGAGUCGGCCAAGCUGAUUCUCAGUCUCAUCCAAAAGUACCUGGCUCGCCACCCCGAGGUCAAGGGCAACUUUCUCGCGGGCGACUUCAACAGCGCCGAGAGCCAGGAGGCCUACCGGGAGUUCACCAAGCCGGGCUCCAGCAUCGUCGACACCUACAAGAAGGUCCCUGCCGCCCAGCACUAUGGAGACGAGAUCACCUUCACUGGAUUCGACGGCAAGACCAAGGGCAGCCGCAUCGACUAUGUCAUGGUCGGUCCUCAGUCGUCUUCUGCGUCCAUCCCUUUCACUGUCAAUGGCUUCCUUCCAUACAUAAAAUUCAUCUUUUUUUAUUCCUGUAUCUUCGUUCUUCGUUCUUCGUUCUUCGUCUUCAGUCUUUUCUUCUUCUUCUUCUUUCUAGGGGCUGGCCUGCUUAUGUCAUGA
Messenger RNA from Trichophyton verrucosum HKI 0517, 915 nucleotides. RefSeq lists its product as uncharacterized. Gene Ontology annotation, molecular function: 3'-5'-RNA exonuclease activity. NCBI's taxonomy places the organism in Eukaryota, Fungi, Ascomycota, Eurotiomycetes, Onygenales, Arthrodermataceae. The transcript is spliced from 2 exons. The record is from RefSeq and is a predicted model, not a curated record. Bases 1 to 915 code for a protein of 304 amino acids.